Molecule: messenger RNA, 580 nt
Organism: Antechinus flavipes (yellow-footed antechinus)
Lineage: Eukaryota; Metazoa; Chordata; Mammalia; Dasyuromorphia; Dasyuridae
Product: normal mucosa of esophagus-specific gene 1 protein-like
Exons: 1
Coding region: 57-308 (83 amino acids)
Source: RefSeq, a predicted model, not a curated record
ACUUGACCAAUAACUAGGCUUCUUUAUUUCAGACUGCCAUUCCAAAAGUCGCAAUCAUGAACUUCUUACAAUUCCUCAUGAAGAAGAAAGAACUUAUUCCUUUGAUCACAUUUAUAAGUAUUGCUGAAAUGGGAGCAGUUUCUAUGUCCAUGUACUCCUUUUUCAAAAGUGAUGUGAUUGUUAACAGAUGGCAAAAUCCAGAACCUUGGGAAAAUGUGAAUCCUAGCAAGCUUCAAAAGCUUGUCACAAUUAACCAAAUUUGGGAACCUAUUGAAGAGUUGCAGACUGUCAAAAAGUUGACCAAAUGAAGAGUUUUCCUUCUAAAUCACACUCUGAAUCUAGUGGAAACAUUUCUGCACAAACUAGACUGCUGAAACCAGUGUGCAGAAUUGCUUCUGCUACAUUUUUAGGAUCUCCCUACAUUUAUGGGCUGUACAUAGGAAAUUCCAUUUUGCCCCAGAAGUGGCAAGCUUGGCAAUAUCUGUAGUCGGUCCAAAAAAAUCCUCAUAUUUGCUGUCUUGUAAAGGUGAAUUUUAUAUCAUGUAUGUAGCUCAUUAAAAGUAUUUAUGAAAAAAAAAAA